CAUCUGAUCAUCCACAUGUCCACGGCCAAGGCGCUGGCCGAGGCAGGACAUAAUGUUACCGUGGUGACAAUGCUGCAGCCCAAGGUGAUGCACAAGGACAUCCAUCUGAUUGUAGUGCCAGUGACGAAGGAGCAGGCGGAAGCCAUGGAAAACCAAAUGGCCAGUAUGGCCAGAAGUAAGAAUGACAUCAUAACCACCAAGUAUCUGCUCUUAAAUGGCCUGGAUGUGAUGGUCAAUUCCCAGGCUGAUCUGCUGAAGGACCCCAGAUACCAACGCGUUUUCGAGACCAAAUUCGAUCUGAUGAUAUUUGGCAGCUUUUUCAACGACUUUCAAUUGGGAGUUGCAGCCAAGCUGAAGGUUCCCGUAAUAGUCGACUGGAUGAUACCAUCCAACACCAUGAUUGAUGCGUUUGUGGCCAAUCCCUCGGAGGUCUCCUAUGUGCCCAAUGAAUCAACUUUUGCCACCACGCCCAUGUCCUUCCUCAAACGAGCUGAGAACUUGGUAAAGCACGUGAUUCUAAAAUACUUGACCAUACGCUUUAAUUACAAGUUUAACCGCAUCUAUAAUGAAAUCUUUACGGACAAAGAUAUGCCAACGCUCAGUGACAUGAAGAAGAAUAUAUCCUUGGUCUUCGUCGGUUCCCAUUUGAUCAGCGAUGGUCCAAUUCGACCUCUGGUGCCUGCUAUCAUUGAAAUUGGAGGUAUACAGGUGAAGGAGGAGCCAGAUCCACUGCCCCAGGACAUUGCAGAGAUCCUAGAUAGCUCCAGCCAAGGAGCGAUAUUUCUCUCAUUUGGUUCCAACACCAAGAGUUACAUGGUGAAGCCGGAAAUCGUGGCCAUCAUUUUCAAAGUGCUCUCCGGCCUGAAAGAGAAUGUUAUUUGGAAAUGGGAGGAUCUGGAGAACACACCCGGCAAUGCCUCAAACAUUUUCUAUAGGCCCUGGCUGCCCCAAGACGAUAUCCUGCCACAUCCGAACACCAAACUCUUUAUAUCACAUGCCGGCAAGAACAGCGUCACCGAGUCGCUGUACCAUGGAGUGCCCAUGGUGGUACUGCCCAUUUUCGGGGACCAACCCUUGACUGCGGAUCUAUUGGUGAAUUCGGGAUAUGGCGUGUCCCUUGAUCUGCAGUCCCUCACCGAAGAUGCCUUUCGCGAAGCCAUCAACGAGGUCCUGCAAAAUGAAAAGUACACUCUAGCGGUUCGCAAAUUCUCCGCCCUCUACAGGGAUCGACCUCUUACUCCAAAGCAGUCGGUUCUUUUCUGGGUGGAUUACGUUCUGCGGCAUCGUGGUGCCCCCAACUUGCAGAGUCCAGCGAUGCAUAUGGGAUUUAUUGAGCUACACAACCUGGACAUCUACGCCUUGGUGCUCACGAUCCUGAUAUUGUUGGUUCUCCUAAGUAAGCGGGCUGUGAAAUUUUUGCUUGGAAAGCCAGUGAGAAAAGUUAAAGCUCCUGCGGGAAAAAAGAAACAAUAG
Molecule: messenger RNA, 1473 nt
Organism: Drosophila teissieri
Lineage: Eukaryota; Metazoa; Arthropoda; Insecta; Diptera; Drosophilidae
Gene: Ugt37C1
Product: UDP-glucosyltransferase 2
Exons: 1
Coding region: 16-1473 (485 amino acids)
Molecular function (GO): UDP-glycosyltransferase activity
Source: RefSeq, a predicted model, not a curated record